Molecule: messenger RNA, 3069 nt
Organism: Stylophora pistillata
Lineage: Eukaryota; Metazoa; Cnidaria; Anthozoa; Scleractinia; Pocilloporidae
Molecular function (GO): calcium ion binding
Source: RefSeq, a predicted model, not a curated record
AUUCUUACGAGAAUGCGAGCUUCAGCAGCCCAUUACAACUCAAGGAUAUCGAAGACAAAAUAAGAAACAUUGUCAAUUCCAGAAAAGUUAGACUGACAGAAUACUUCAAGGAUUUUGAUCGUCUCAGAACGGGCUUCAUAACAAAGUCUCAAUUUGACCGCUGCUUGGAUCAGUUGUUUGGUAUUGUGUUGAGUCCUGAGGAUGAUGCAAAGUUAAUGGAAAAAUAUGGCAGCCCUGAGGCUAAACGUAAGGGAUUGGUGAACUACCGACAUUUCUGUGAGGUCAUUGGUGCAGUGUUUGAUCCUGACAUUUUGAAUGAAGAUCCAGCUACACAGCAGAUUGGUCCAGCAGCAAGUGGCAGUCCAAUAGAUCACCGCCCCCUAAGUCCAGCAUCCCUUGCAAAAUGUGAAGAUCUCUUGAUGCGAUUGGCUCGCUUUUACAAAUAUCAUGGAAUCAACAUCAAAACAUGUUAUGCUGACUUUGAUAAGCAUCACAUUGGUGUUGUAACGGAGAGUCAGUUCUUUAGAAGUUUUCCUGGCUCUCCUGACAUUAUACACGAAGAGACAGUUCUGCUGGCCAAGAAGUACCGUGAAUCCAUGCGACCAGGCCUGUGUAACUACUAUAGCUUCCAUGAGGACAUCGAAAGGAUGCAAAAUGCCUUGGCUGAAAAAGAGGAUUUUACAAAGCAUAUUCCGAAUCAAGACAUCAUUGACGAUUUAGGAAAGCGUCCUAGAACACCAUCUUUAGAAGAAAUAUUUGAAAAAAUCAAGGAGGCUGUCCACAAGAAUGGGAUCCGGACAACAGAGUUCUUCAGAGACCAUGAUAAGUUGCGAAGCGGCGAGAUCACUGAAAGUCAGUUUAUUUGUGGCUUGAGUCUUUGUUGUGGGACACAGGCCCACCUGUCCCGUGACGAGAUACAGAAAGUAGUGGAGGUGUACCGCCAGCCUAGUGGGCGUGUCCGAUACAAGGAAUUCUGUGAUAUCAUGGAGAAUGCCUUUACUGUCCCGGAUUUAGAAAAGAAGCCAACAGCGGAUGUUUACCGACCACCAAUGGGUGCGCUGUCUAAGGCUCCUAAUCUGCUAUCUGCUCAAGAAGAGGACAGAGUCAACGAAAUACUCAAGGAAAUUGCUGAAACAGUGAGGAAGCGAAGAUUGAUGGUGUAUCCCUAUUUCAAAGAUUUUGACAGGAGUAAAGGCUAUACUCGUGGAGUCACAAAACCUCAGUUCGCUAGAAUGCUUCAUUUCUUAUCCAUUACCGUCCGGCCGCAAGAUCUAGCCCUUUUGUGCAAGAAAUUUGAAUACCCCGUCGGAGGGGACAUCAACUAUUCAGCUUUCAUUCAAUCGAUCGAUUCUGAAUACACUGGCACGGCAACCACCAUUUCAGACUUUGCACAAAAAGACAAAACUCCAGCUGAGAGCGGAGAACCUCGACCUUUAGAUUUGAGCAAAGUUGACAGACAGGAGUUAAUUGAUCGCAUUAAACACUACGUGCUUGUCAACAGACUAAGGGUGGAAGAGUUUUUUCAAGACUUUGAUCCUCUGCGUCACGGCUCGAUCAGCAGGCCUCAGUUCAGACGUUGUGUAAGUUUAAUGGGUCAACCCAACCUGACAGAUGAACAGUUUGAAGUCCUGGCCCAAUACUACAAAGAUCCUAAGUUGCCUGGCAACGUGAUGUGGACAGGAUUCCUCACAGACACAGAAAUGGUCUUUACUAGGCGUGGACUGGAGAAGACUCCCACAUACACAGUGCCCGCUAUGGAGACAUUUCAGAUGAGUAGGCCUGGGGCUGGCUCCGAACAGCUUGAACAAGACGAAGAGGUGCUCCUGGAGCGAAUCAAGCUGCGCAUGCGUCGAAAACUGACCGAGCAACGAAUUUUGUCCAAGCCGUGCUUUCAAGAUUUUGACAAGCAUAACAACGGUCACGUGACAAAGAUCCAAGCCAGUCAGUGUCUACACACGCUAGGCCUGACGGAUGAUCCUGAAGAAAUCAAGGUUCUUCAGAACCGAUACUCAGAUGACAUUGGAUUCAACUAUAUUCAAUUCUUGGAUGAUCUUCAGCCUUCAGAAAAACCAGAGUUGAAAUACUUGCAGAGACUAGAAGAACUAAAACUGACCAACCAGAAAAAUUUGCCCGACUUGGGCGACGACAACAUCGAGAAAAUCAUGUAUAAAAUUAAAUGCCGUGUGAUGAAAGAACGAAUGAGACUGUCUGAGUUCUGCAAAGAUUAUGACAAGCUGCGCACUGGAAGAAUACUCAAGACUGUAUUUCCCAGAGCUAUGGAUCUGGCUUCACUUAAACUCACCAAGGUGGAGGUGGAACAGCUUAUGAACAGAUACACGGCUGUUGGAUAUCCAGAUUAUGUGCAAUACACAGCAUUUGUGGAAGAAAUCGAGUCUAUCUUCACGUUGAGAGACCUGGAGAAAGCACCCGAGGUUGUUCCGAUUCCGUUCCAACCUCAGCCCGAAAACGAAUACUGCAAACUGUCAUCAGAGGAAGAGCAGGCUUUGGAACUAGUCAUGCACCGAUUGGCAGACCGCGUGCGCAUACGACGCAUUCAAAUUUUCCCGCUCUUUGAGGAUUACGACCGCGUACACAACGGCACCGUCUCUCGUUCCCAGUUCCAUCGCGUUUUGAGCGAGCUAGACCUCGGAAGCUUGGUUAGUAUGCGGGAGUUUUUGGCCAUAAAGAAAAAGUUCGACGUCGUGUUGGGAUACAAGCACGAUUUUAACUACAUCGGCUUCUGCGAUAUGAUCAACGACUUCGCUAAUUUCGAAUACGGAAAACCAUGAACUCAACAGGAUUUGCUUCAAGCGAAUUGUUAUUUGCAUUGUUGUUUGCAAUGUUAUUUGCAUAGAAUGAACAGGGAGAUUUUAUCUUCUUUUUCUAACAAUGUGUUGCUUAGAUUUCGGAGUGUACAUAAAAUGCAUUUUAUUCAUAAAAUGUUUUGAAAAUGAAUUCACGAUGUUAACUUGGUACUCCUUACUUUAGCCCAAAGAUACUUUCCAUAAAAAUUAAAAUAACUGUACUUUUAUUUGUGAUUCAGUCUGAUUCAAAUAAAAUGACGUUUAA